Desarmillaria tabescens is the source of this 2481-nucleotide messenger RNA. RefSeq lists its product as uncharacterized. The transcript is spliced from 10 exons. The record is from RefSeq and is a predicted model, not a curated record. Gene Ontology annotation, biological process: signal transduction. Gene Ontology annotation, cellular component: cytoplasm; cytoskeleton. The coding region runs from base 1 to 2481 and encodes 826 amino acids. NCBI's taxonomy places the organism in Eukaryota, Fungi, Basidiomycota, Agaricomycetes, Agaricales, Physalacriaceae. Gene Ontology annotation, molecular function: protein binding; GTPase activator activity.
AUGCGACAAUCGAGAAGCAGCACUCCGGCCCAGGAUGGCGAUGAUACGACUUGGGGUUCCAAUUUCUGGGUGACGCUCGUUGAUCCUCAGCGAUCACGUAGACGCAAUCCUCAGUUCUAUGCAUGUCCUGCGACCGGUCAAGUCAGUUGGGACGCGCCUGUUGGCAAUUUCGUAUUGCCACCGAGCGCAGAGGGUGAAUGGUGGGAGUUGAGUGAUGAGAGUCGCGGAGGCUUAUCCUACUACUAUCAGACGAAAACUGGAGAAACAGUAUGGGAAAGACCACCAGGUUUCGUAAUCCCUCUGGGUAUCAUUCAGGCAAAAAAACCGGCUUACAGGCGUUCCAACUCUUACGCGAAUGGUCAGGACGACAUGCCAAACCGAAAGUCCCCACGUUCAAUUACCCCCGCCAAAAGUCCGGCUUCUACGAAAACGAAAAGCCCCCCUGCACGACGUUCUCUUUCUAACGACCAAUACCACAAUACUAAUAAUCUGAACGGCUCCAGCCGUCUGCAUACCCUCGCCCAGCAUUUACCCCCGAUACCUGCAUCUCCUUAUACUUCAGAUGCGAAUUUAUCAUCCCCAAAGCUCAAAACUUUGACACCUUCCAGCAGUAGUCCCAAACUCAAGGAAGACGCCUUGAGACGCUCGUCUAAUAAUUCCACUCCAGAAUCAUCCGUUCGAGCGAGAUCAAAAUCAUCAUCAUAUCUAUCUCAUCGUCCCCAACUUCCACAGAGCCUCAAUGCUGCCGUGGAAAUGCUUAGUUCCACUUCUGAAAGUAGCCAUACGUCAAAUCAACCUUGUUCUCAGACCGGUACCAGUAGCGUACAGGCAUCGCCUACAACACUUGACAGUUCUGCAGCUGAAAAAUCUGGGAAGCGAGGAGCUCCAAGCCGACCGAUCCCGCCGCCACCAGGGGAUUCGAAGACGGGACGGAAUCCGCCCGUGAGGAUUAACGGCAAGGAAAUCAGCGGCCCUAUUCUAAACUCAGUCGCCACAUUGGAAAUGAGUCCGGUGAAGAAUCGAGCAACAGGCAAGCCUAUCCUCAUACAGCCCCGCGUCGUGUCGCUCGAUGCUGCAACAGCGACUCUAAGUUCUGGGAAAAGUUAUCCGGUUCUUCCCCACGAUCUGGCUUCCGACAUCCUACAAUUCGCCGAAUCUGAUUAUGCGAAGCAGUAUUUUUCCACUCAUCGUACAGGGUUCAUCUUUCGACGGCGAAUUCCUGUCGCACAGAUGAUGUCUUGGCAGAAGGCCCCCUUAGCUUCUCCAUUGCUGGCCUUGAACCGUACUUUGAAUAGAGAUGCAGUCAAGAUAUUUAAAAUCAUACAGCACAUAAUGGGUGAUAGAGAAGGAAAACCGGUGGGUGUGCGGGUGCCCUCCGAUGCUCUUUCGACUGUUUCAUCAAGUAACACAUCUUCCGCAUCUCUGGCUUCGAAUACAGCAAGUAUUCUAGAGGAGGAGAGAUGGAUUCUGGGCGAGGGCUUGACCCACGGAGAACUUCGUGACGAAAUAUAUUGUCAACUCAUGAAGCAGCUAAGUGGCAAUCCCAAUACGGAGAGCGUAUUCCGAGGAUGGCAGUUGAUGUGUGUCCUUCUCAUAACGUUCCCACCCUCCAAAAACAUAGAGACGUAUGUGCGGGGAUUCAUGCAACAGCAUCUGUCCAAGCAGGAGGGACGCGUAGACAUUAUGGCGAAAUAUUGUCUACGACGGCUGUCUUUCAUCUCGAGGAAAGGACCCCGAAGCAAACCACCAAGUACUGCGGAAAUUGAAAUAGCUUCUGAUGCCGCAUUUAAUCCGUCUACAUUCGGCGAAUCACUAGAUGCCAUCAUACGAUUGCAAGAACGCAAUUACCCUCAUCAAAAAGUGCCAAUCAUUCUUCCCUUCCUUGCAGAUGGCAUUUUGGCGCUUGGGGGUACGAAGUCGGAGGGCAUUUUCCGUGUACCUGGCGAUAGUGAUGCUGUAUCUGAGCUCAAGCUACGCAUCGAUAGAGGGUACUACACACUGGACGGUGUGGAUGACCCUCACGUUCUCGCGUCUCUCAUGAAGUCCUGGCUUCGAGAGCUUUGUGAUCCCCUCGUUCCCGAGGAAAUGUACAACGAGUGCAUAUCGAGUUCCAAGGAUCCCGAGGCGUGUAUCCAUAUCGUGCAACGUCUACCAACCGUCAAUCGACGUGUUGUACUCUUCGUCAUCAGCUUCCUUCAAUUGUUCUUAGACGACAGAACACAGUCGUUGACGAAGAUGACGCCCGCUAACCUUGCGCUGGUAAUGGCGCCAAAUCUUCCUCCGCUGCAACUCGGAUUCGAUGUCUAUCGUGUACACCUAAUACACAGUUCGUAUGAACAGAUAUUCGUGUACAACCUUCUGCUUUACCUUAAGUGCGGUGAGGUAGACAUGGAUUACAUUCCUGCGCAUGGACUUGGUGCAAUUCCAGCAGUCUCUAGAUCGCGAUCGUCGAAAUCGCGAACUCGACGUAAUCGUUACUGA